AUUACGUCACCGGUACGGCAGCCUGGAAGCGCGAAGUAUCAAAAAGGCGGAUGGGCAGAGAGGAAAUGAAAGCAAGUGCUGCUGCAGGAGUGUGUUAGAUUGAGUUAAAACUGAUUUAACAUACAACAUCCAUUUCAUCUCGGAAUGAGGUGUCAUAGCACUAGCGUGCGUCAGAUCUCCAUUUCCUCUGAGCCUCAUCGCAUACUCUUUCUCAAGCUAGAGUGGGCUAAGGAUCUUGGAUCUGGCUUCAUAAUCCUUCUGUCCGAUGGUGUCUCUGCGUGGAGUGGUGAAGUUUCAGAGGAGGAUGUGUCCCGUGAAGCCCAGGAGAUCGAGAUGGAGCGAGAGCGGUAUGUUGGUGACCUGCACCUGGCGUUGACCGGAGAGGGACCGGCAGCGGAGGGGGAGUACAGCUUCCACCUGACACCUGAGAGACCCGGCAGCCCCCUGCUGCAGCUGUCUUAUGAGAAGGUGCAGAACGACAUCUCGUUCAGGCUCGGUGUGGUGGAGCUGCGGGCGGUGCCUGAGCCCACCGAAGUCAUAAGGGAGCUUAUUAGUCACAGCCUGGAGCAGAGCACACGUCUACGGGCCAAAAACCAGCACCUGCUUGAGGAGAACCAGAAGCUGAGGAAAGAACAAGAACACAUCACCAAAGAGAUGGAAAGGUACGUUCAGGGAAAGGAGACGUUGGAGAGAGACCUGUACAGUCGCUUUGUGCUGGUCCUCAAUGAGAAGAAAGCCAAACUCAGAGUCCUGCAGGAGAGAGUCAGAGAGCUAGAGGAAUCUAUAGAAGAGAAUCGACUGAGAAAGAAAAAGGCAGAUAGUGAAGACCGCGAGGCGACCGAGACUGCUGCAGAUAAAAGUCCCGGAGAAGAGAGUGAUUAUGGAGGUAGUACAGAAGACGAACAGGAGGCUGAACCCAGACGCCCUGACCCAAAGCCUCCUACACAAGAGAUGCCAGAAAGCAGCCCGAUGGACGACAGCCUAAAUGACAUCACAGAUGUGGCCCCCUGCCGCAAACGUCGCCACCGACAUCUCCAACAGCUGGAGACUCAAGCCAAACGAGCAGCGCUGGACCAGCGACAGAGAUCCAGAGAGAAGCCGACGGAAGAGGCCAAAGCUGAAACGAGCAAAACGUCAAAUGUCCAACUGAAACCAGCCACCGCUGCUGCGAACCUUGAUCCAGACGACCUGUUCGAUGAUAUAUGACCCUCUUUGGGGUCUAAUGAGCACCAUUCAUGAUAAGCAUGACUUUUGUACUGUUUUUAAGCUAUAGGAGUAAUAAAAUUAUACAUUUUUAAAGUAUUUUUACAAUGAAUUGGCUCUACAACAUGGAAGCUUGUUUUCACCAUGGAAUAAAAAUCAAAGAGUAAUUGUGAGUUUAUACUGUAUCUCAAAAUUCAGAUUUUUUUUCUCGUGACUGUGAGUUUAUAUCUCACAAUUCUGUGGGAAAAAGUCUCAAUUGUGAGAAAAAAGAUUGCAAGAUUCGCAAUUCUGACUUUUUUUCUUAGAAUUAUGAGAUCGCAAGGAAAAAAAGUCAGAAUUUAAACUCGCAAUUGCAAGAAAAAGGCAGAAUUGUGAGAUAAAUAGCCACAUUUAGCUUUUUUUAAUUGAGUUUAUAUCUCACAAUUCUGACUUUUUUCUCGCAUUUCCAAUUUUAUCUCACAAUUCUGAAAAAAGUAAGAACCGCGAGUUAUAAACUCGCAAUUGCGAGGAUAAAAAAAAGGUCAGAAUUGUGAGAUAAAAAGCCACAAUUAAAAUUUUUAAUUUUGAGUUUAUCUCACAAUUCUAACUUUUUUCUUACAAUUUCAAUUUUAUUUCACAAUUCUGAAAAAAGUAAGAACCGCGAGUUAUAAACUCGCAAUUGCGAGGAGAAAAAAAGUCAGAAUUGUGAGAUAAAAAGCUACAAUUACCUUUUUUUAAAUUGAGUUUAUAUUUCACAAUUCUGACUUUUUUCUCGCAUUUCCAAUUUUAUAUCUCACAUUUCUGAAGAAAAAAAAAGUCAGAAUCGCAAACUAUAAACUCGUAAUUGCGAGAACAAAAGUCAGAAUUGUGAGAUAAAAAGCUGCAGUUACCUUUUUUAAAUUCAGUUUAUAUUUCACAAUUCUGACUUUUUUUCGCAAUUCCAAUUUUAUAUCUCAUACUUCUGAAAAAAGUAAGAAUCGCGAGUUAGAAACUUGCAAUUGCAAGGAAAAAAGAAUUGCGAGUUUAUAUCGGAUAUGUGGUGGAAACAAGCUUAUUAAACAAUGAAAGUAAAAAAAUAUGAACACUACUUUUUAACAAUGAGAACUGAAGAAUGAAGAGGCAAAAUUAGUCCAUUUUUAACUGUAAGGUGUGAAUAAAUAUGAUCAAUGUGAAUAAAGAUUUGUUUUUUCUCAUUC
Ctenopharyngodon idella (grass carp) is the source of this 2378-nucleotide messenger RNA. RefSeq names its product X-ray repair complementing defective repair in Chinese hamster cells 4 (gene xrcc4). The record is from RefSeq and is a predicted model, not a curated record. Lineage: Eukaryota; Metazoa; Chordata; Actinopteri; Cypriniformes; Xenocyprididae. Gene Ontology annotation, biological process: positive regulation of ligase activity; double-strand break repair via nonhomologous end joining; response to X-ray. Gene Ontology annotation, molecular function: DNA binding. Gene Ontology annotation, cellular component: DNA-dependent protein kinase-DNA ligase 4 complex; DNA ligase IV complex; nucleus. Bases 145 to 1206 code for a protein of 353 amino acids. The transcript is spliced from 8 exons.